Molecule: messenger RNA, 4943 nt
Organism: Paramecium pentaurelia
Lineage: Eukaryota; Ciliophora; Oligohymenophorea; Peniculida; Parameciidae
Source: the annotation of a GenBank genome assembly
AUGGAUUUACAAUCAAAUUUUAGUAAAAGAGUAUCCGAUAGGAACGGAUUUCAAUUAUAUGUUGAUAGAGCUAAGAAUUUAAUUUUCACUGUGACCUCAUAAUUAUUACAUGAAGAUUAAUAACCCUUAACAACAAGCUGUCUUGCAAUUAUAAUCUAAUAUUUUUAGCUCACUUAUUUAAUGUUCAAUUCAAAGAUUUAGAAUAUUUGGAAAAAUCAACCUGUAUCAGAUGCGAUCAGCUAUUUUCUCUCGUAUAAAUUUAAUUAGAAAUUUUAGGUGUUUCCUCCUCUCACCAUACACUAAUUCAUCAAAUUACUCAUCGCUUAUUAUAUUGCUCUAUCUUUGUAUUGGAAUAUUUACUUUAUCAACGAUGUUAACUUUUUUUAUAGGAUUAGGACUAAAUAAAAAGAAAUAAGAAAAUAAUUGGAUAAAAAAAGGUUUAAAGAUCUUGAUCAAUUUAUUCUUAUCAAUCCUUUAUUUACCAAUUAUUGAUGUAUUCAUAUCAAUAAUUGACUGUGGUUUUGAUGAAAAUGGAGUUUAUGUUCAUAAUUAAUUUUAAGACUAAGAAUGUUGGGUUGAUACACAUAUUCUCCAUGGAAUAGUGGCAAUUAUAUUCUCAAUAUUAUUCUAUUGUUAUUGUGUAUGUUUUUCAAUGUUGUAUUUUGAAUCAAAAUAUAUACCCACAGAUCCAAACUCAAAGAUGAGUGGAAGACCAUUAAUUGUAUUAUUUACAUAUGAACUAAUCCAAACUACUUUUCAAAAAUUAGUUGAUGGAAAUGAUAACUAAUACUUUUAAAUCAUAUUACUUUUAGGUGGAAGUUUAAUAAUCUUUUAGAAAUUUCAUACAGAAUUACCAUACAAUCAAAAGAUUAUAUAAAAAUUUUGGUCUAUUACUGUUACCUUAAAUGUUUGGGGAACCUUAUUACUAUGUUGUUCAAUGUUUUUAGAGAAAGUAAUUUUUAGUGGCAUCAUUUAUGCUUUUAUUUCAGGAUUGCCUUUGUUAAUAUUAACAGUAUUUAAAAUGGAUAAGUUAAAUUUUGAAUUAUUGCUAAUUAAUCAUUCAAAGGUAAGUGAUGUUUAAGAAAUAAUCAAUUAAACUAAUUAUCUUAUCAAAUUAUUGCAUUUCAUUAAGACAGACUCUGAUGCUUAAAUUAUAAUAGAUGGAUAUUUAGAAAUUCAUAGAGUUACUUGUGUAAGAGAAGAUUGUUAUCUCAAAAUUAAAAAUUAGCCUAAUAUUAGAUUAACUAAUUCAUUAUUAAGGGAUUCAACAUUAACAGAAAGAGAAACAGAUUUAAUAUUUGUAUUAGGAUAAAUUUAUUAUAAUUAAAUUAAAAGAUUUCCAGAAUCAGUUACUUUAAGAAUUAGAUACUCUUUCCUAUUGUCUGAUUAUAUGAGAUAAUUAUAAUAAGCAUUUAAUGAACUUACAUAGGCUGAAUAAUUGAGUCCAUCUUUUGAUGAAGAAUUUAUAAUUUUAAGAAAGAAGUUUAUUAUUUAAGAAUAAUUAGAUUCCUUUUAAAAUGAAAACUUUGGAAAAGUAGAUGUUGCAUCAGAAAUAUCAUUUCAAAAUAAUUAUAGAUAAUUAUUAUAAUAUAUAGAAUAAACAACUUUAUCUUAAAUGGAGUUUUGGUCAAUUCUACAAGAAGACUUUCCAGAUCUUGCUAAAGUAUAUCUAAUUGGUCAGAAGAUAAAUAAAUUAUUGAAUUUAAUUGAUUAAUUAUGGAUUAAAAUAUAGAAGGCUUCCUCUAAUAUAUCUAAGGCUAUGAGAUUAUAUGGAUAAUUCAUAAAUGAUGUAUUAUAAGAUGAAGAUUAUGGAGAAUAGUUAUUAAAAAAAUCAGAAUUAUAUUAAUAAUAAAUAUAAUAAAGAAAAAAAUAAAUUAUUUAGUUUAUUGGAGGAGAUGAAAUAGGAUUUGAACAAUAGGCAACAGUUAUUGUAUCAACAUCUAUUGAAAAAUUUGCUUUAGUCAUAACUCUUAAUUAAUCUUGUUGUCACCUUAUAGGAUAUACAAAAUAGGAAAUUAUCAAUAGAAAAAUUAAUUUAUUUAUGCCAAAUUUAUUUUAGAAGUUUCAUGAUUAAUAUAUUGAGAGAUUUCUUCUUACAAGUGAUAUAAAGAAUAUUAAUAAAGAUAGAUUCAUAUUCCUUAAAGAUAAACAAAAUUAUAUUUUACCUUGUUAUAUCGUUUUGAGAAUUUUACAUACUAUAGAUGAAAAUGUAAAUUUAGCAGCUUAAUUUAUUACUGUCAAGGCUUUCAAACCUAGUUGUUAUUUGAUAGUAGAUUAAGAAUAUAUUAUUGAUUCUAUAUCAGCAACAGCAAUUUAAUUAUUAGGAAUAGAAAAUAAAUAUAUAACUAAUAAAAAAAUAAGAUUAGAUUUAUUGUUUCCUGAAUUUAUUGAAAAUCUUUCAAUUUAUAUGACAAAAUUUGGAGGAAAAAUAAAGUAUGAAUAAGAAAAUUUUGUUAAUUAAUUUUAAUUACUUAAUCAAAAUAUUGUUGAAAAAGAAUAAGAAUUUAUCUGCAUUGUUAGAGAGAUAAUUAAUAUUACCACAAAUGAAGUUAUGGGAUUUUAUAUAAAAUUGGAAUUAUGUGAAUAAGGAAAUUAGAAUUCAAAAGAACUUUUAUUACCCUAAAAAUAAGUUUAAUAGAAUCUUUAAUUUAAAUAUAUAGUAAAUUAGAAAUUAUAUUUGGGUGAAUUUGUUGAUGAGAAUAAUUCAAAGUUAUCUCAAAGUAUAUUAUGGGAUUAAGUUGAUUAAUCUUCUUUAGGGUCUUCGAAUUAAAUUAAUAAUGAAACUACUCAUUAAGAAUCAAAUAGACGUAGAACAAUAAGAUUAUCAGAUCAUGAUAAACCAAUCAUAAAUUAUGCUGAAAAUAUUAGGGUUCUACGUCUUUUCUAAAAUCAAAUCUAAGAAAUAGAUGAUAAAGAUAAUGAUAUAUCUGAGGAUGAAGAGAAAGAAAGCGUAUUCUAAGUAUAAUAAGAUUUAAAUCCAUUAAAUGAUUAAGAAUAAAUAGAAAAUAACAUUUUUCGUUCUAGAAAAAACUUAGAAAGUAUUAUUACAUCAAAUGUAACACCUAGAGUUAUUGUAAAAGUUAAAUGGAUUAGUAAUAUAAUAAUUUUAAUAAUUUUAACACUCUCUUUCAUUGAUUAUUUUAUUACUAUUAAUUAAACAGAUGAAAUUUUUAAUACAAUCUUAUUAGUAAAAGAUGGAAACUUUAGAAAUAGUGAAUUAGGUAUUAUUUUAAGUUCAAUUUUUAAUUUAUAGUUAUUAAAUAGGAAUGUAUUCAAUUUAACAGCGGAUUAAGCUAAAAUAUAUGAAUUAGAAUAGAGAUCUAAUAUAAAUGAUUCUAUAAAUUAUGUAAACAUAUUGAAUCAAGAAAUUGUAUCUAAGGCAAGUAGUUUAACAUAAUCUAAUUAUGAAUUUGAAUUUGGCUUAAAAAAUGUUUAAAUGUAAAUUAACAUUGAUGGUUAAUUUGAAUAUUAUGAUUUGAAUUAAGCUAUUUAAUAGAUUCUUAGUAAAUCAUUGUCUAUAAGAGAUAAGAAAUUAAAUUUAAUAAAUUAAUAAGAUUCAGAUGUUAAUUUUGUUAUUAGAAAUUGGCUUAAUGGUUUAUAAUUGUAUUUAAAAGAAUCAUCAAAUAAUUUAAUUGAUAAUUUAAUAUCAAAGACAAUGGAAAAGAUUAGUAUCUUUGUAGUAUUAUUGGCUGUUUCUAUAUCAACUAUUAAUAUAGGACUCUUUCUAUUAAUAAUUGCUCUCAUAUCUGUAUCUCGUUCACAAAGUGAGAUAGUAAGUUUAUUUUUGGAUAUUCCUGAUAAAACUAUUAGAUAUUUAUAUCAUAAAAGUGAAAAUUUUCUUACAAAUCUACAAAUUGGAGAAGAUGAUGAUUUAAUGUCUGAAAAUGAUGAAAAUAUAGAUAAAGAAGAAAAUGCUUAAUUACAAAAGACUUUAAAAUCAAAAAGAACAAAAAAGAAAUAUAAAAAUGCUAAUAAAGAAUAUAGGUAUUUUAUAUAUAUUAUAAUUUUCAUCUUAAUACUAAUAUAAGGCUAUUUUAUUUUGACAUAUUUUAUAAGUGGAGCAUCUAUUGAAAAUAUCCAUACUCUCAGUAUUGAAUUUAAUUUGACAGCAAGAACUGAGUAAUUUUAUAGAUUUGUUGAAAUAUGUUAAAGAUCAUUAUUCUAUUCUAGGAAUAUGUCUAUACUUGAAAAAGACUCUUAUGAUAGUGUAGUUGAAAAUUAGGAUGAGCUAUAUUCUCAUAAUUCUUAUAUGUAAUAACUUCAUUCAUUAAAUAUUGAUUUAUUAUAACCAAACUAUGUUGAUGCAUUUAAUUCAUUAUAUAUUGAAGAUCCUUGUAAAAUAGUGAUAGAAUAAGAUUAGUCAAUUGAUGCAUAGUCUUGUUCUUUAGCAAUGGAUAGUGGUUUUUCAUAGGGUUUAAAUGUUGGUGUUCCAAGGUUUUUUGAAAAUGCAAGAUAUUUAAAAACUAUUUAUGAUCAAUUUUAUGAUAAUCCAAAGGCAAAUUUUACAUUACUUGCUAGAGGUUUUGCUACAUUUAGAAACAUUACAAAAGAUAAUGAUAACAGUACAAAUUUCAUUUUAAAUCUUAACAAUUUUUUACAUGGCAAAGAAAAUCGAGAAAUAUAACAUCAUUAUUUUAAAAGUAAUGAAAUAUUUAUUAAUUAAUUUAGAUGCAUUUAGAUAUUUAACUAAUUAAUUUAUUGAAGGUCUUAAUAAUGAAUUAGGAAAUUUAAAAUUAUAAAGAUUAGCAAUAUUUAUACUUUUUGAAGUAUUACUAUUUGUAAUAUACUUUUUAUUAUGGUUGCCUUUAGCUUUGAAGAUGGCAAAGGAUAUAUGGAGUACAAGAGCUAUGAUAUUGAUGAUACCUUUAAAAAUUAUUUUAAGGAUUAGAUCUAUAAAAGAUUAUAUUAGGAAUUAAAUAUAAGAAGGAGAUUAAGAUAGUUGA